Molecule: messenger RNA, 1810 nt
Organism: Dufourea novaeangliae
Lineage: Eukaryota; Metazoa; Arthropoda; Insecta; Hymenoptera; Halictidae
Product: trehalase-like
Exons: 10
Coding region: 1-1740 (579 amino acids)
Biological process (GO): trehalose catabolic process
Molecular function (GO): alpha,alpha-trehalase activity
Source: RefSeq, a predicted model, not a curated record
AUGCCGGAUGGAGGUUUGAUCGUUCUUUUGGCCGCAAUCGCCUUGACCCAUGCCGCCUCGAUCGGCGGACGCAUCAACUCCAAGGCCAGGGACUGCGAUAGCCCGAUCUACUGUACCGGCCCGUUACUGCAAACGGUACAACUUGCCGAAAUCUUCCCUGACAGCAAAACCUUCGUCGAUCUUCAUCAGUUACAGGAUCCGGAGCAGACCCUCGCCAAUUUCUACAAUCUGAUGAAUGAAACAAACAGCAAACCGAGUCGAGCGCAGGUAACUAAGUACGUUAAUGAAAACUUCGCCUCGUCGAACGAGCUUGUGAACUGGACACUGCCGGAUUGGACGGAGAACCCCUCGAUACUGCAGCGUGUUCAAGAUCCAAAUUAUCGCGCAUGGGUGAAGCAACUUAACGAUGUUUGGAAGAACUUGGCGAGGAAGAUGAGCGACGACGUGGCUGAAAAUCCACAAAGACAUAGCUUGAUCUACGUAAAGAAUGGAUUUAUCAUCCCCGGUGGUCGAUUUAAAGAGUUUUACUACUGGGACAGUUACUGGGUGAUCGAAGGCCUACUAUUAUCGGACAUGUAUCAAACCGCCAAGGCAAUGAUAGACAAUUUCGUGUACAUAGUGGAGAAAUAUGGAUUCAUACCCAACGGUGGCAGAAUUUAUUACCUCAUGAGAAGCCAGCCACCCCUGUUACAUCUUAUGGUUUCCAGGUACUUGGAUUUUACGAGGGAUUACGCUUACCUGCGGUCGAUUAUACCUUCCCUGGAGAACGAGUUCGCCUUCUGGCAGAACGAGAGAAUGAUCAGUGUUCAGAAAAACGGGAAGACUUACAAGAUGGGACAUUAUGUCGUUGACAGCCCAAGACCCCGACCGGAGAGUUACAGAGAGGACUAUCAGAUAGCACAGGGACUGCCCGAGGAAUCACAGGCUUUCUUUUACAACAACGUAAAAGCUGGCGCCGAAAGUGGCUGGGACUUCUCCAACAGGUGGUUAAAAGGAUACAUCGCGGACAGCGGGCUCGGUUUAGUGAACAUCUCGACGGAGUACAUUGUACCUGUCGACCUCAAUGCCAUUCUGCAACAAAACGCACGACUCCUCAGCGAAUUUCAUAAGUAUUUGGGGAACUUCAGGAAAGCUGCGUCCUACGAAAAAGUUGCAGCGCAGCUACAGCAGGCGAUCGACAAUGUCUUGUGGAACGAGGAGGAAGGAAUCUGGUUGGACUACGACGUGCAGAAUAAUCGACCCAGAAAUACAUUUUACCCUUCGAAUCUUGCGCCAUUGUACACGAAAAGCUACAACCAACAGAAACGAGAGGAAUACGCGUCGUCCGCCGUGAAAUAUUUGAAAUCGCAGAAAAUCGACAGUUUCUUCGGUGGUACACCCACGUCCCUAAACUACACAGGAGAACAAUGGGAUUAUCCGAAUGCGUGGCCACCAUUGCAAUCGUUCAUCGUAACGGGUCUGUAUAUGACUGGUGAGAAGGAAGCGAUGCUAUUUUCCGAAGAACUGGCAGACAGAUGGGUCAGCUCCAACUAUGCUGGCUAUAAUGAGACCGGAAUGAUGUACGAAAAAUACAGCGCAAUUAUUCCUGGCCAAGGCGGUGGCGGCGGGGAGUACACCGUUCAAACGGGUUUCGGCUGGACGAACGGCGUGGUCUUCGAGUUUCUGAGCAUGUAUCCGUACUUGACGUACAAGGACACGCCGAUGCUUGCUGACUCGAGUGUUAGAAACGUCGGACAAUAGCAGGUUUUAUUGACGGCAAUGCAACGUGUAUUUUCCAACGAAUCUAGUCUAUACGGAAAAACAGGGCAGC